CGUUUUUUUUCAAAGAUGUCAGUCGACCUAUAGAAUUUUAAAGUAAUAAUCACAUGUGUAUACGAUUGUAAUAAUUAUUAUGGAAAAAGUUACAUAAUUACGACUGUGUUAAUCAAUAUUCACGUAACAUUGAGCAAAAUGUCGGGUAACGGAAAGCCGAGAAUUAUCGUUUUUGAUUUAGAUUAUACAUUAUGGCCAUUCUGGGUUGAUACGCAUGUAACGCCGCCUUUCAGAAAAGGUAAAGGCAGUGAAGUAGUUGAUGCACAUGGACAAGUAAUUAAAUAUUAUAAAGAAGUACCUCAAGUUCUGAAAGAACUAUACACCGAGGGAUAUGAAUUGGGUGUAGCAUCUCGUACAUCAGAAAUUCGUGGUGCCUAUCAAUUGUUAAACUUAUUUGGCUGGGAUAAAUAUUUUAAGUAUAAAGAAAUAUAUCCAGGCUGUAAGGUGACACAUUUUUCGAAAAUAAAAAAGGAUUCUGGCAUGGACUAUAAGGAUAUGAUAUUCUUUGACGAUGAAGACCGCAAUAUACGCGAUUUAACAAAAGUAGGAGUUUUAUCUAUACUAGUAAGGAAUGGUGUAAACCAUGCUUGCGUACGUGAUGGAUUACAUAAAUAUGAUAUGAAAAUUACCCAACGGCUUCAGCGACUGGCCUCGUCGACUCCUGGCCGAUGAACACAUGGCAGGCGAACCUCUGCAGGGUGGGGUGCUUCGUGAUGAAGCCGAGGUAGCGAUGGUCACGUGGAUG
Molecule: messenger RNA, 745 nt
Organism: Cephus cinctus (wheat stem sawfly)
Lineage: Eukaryota; Metazoa; Arthropoda; Insecta; Hymenoptera; Cephidae
Product: magnesium-dependent phosphatase 1
Exons: 5
Coding region: 139-672 (177 amino acids)
Molecular function (GO): acid phosphatase activity
Source: RefSeq, a predicted model, not a curated record